UGAAGAAUGAAGUUUAGCUAGCCAGUCGGCGGCCGGCGGUUCAGUUGGUUCAUUAAACUUACCGAGCGGCGUUACAAUAUUAAUAUAGUAUAUGAUAGACAUCACGUGUACAAUAAAAUAAAAAUUAUACUAUACUUAUUCGAGUGUCGGUCGUAGUGUCGUAUACAUUUAUUAACAACACCCGUGGUGUGCGUCGUAGUAUACCUGCGUGUAAGUGAUGUGCAUCGAAUAAUGUAAAAAUUAAAAAUAUUAUUUUAUUAGUUUUCAUCAACUCGCCACGAAAACCCACCGGAUACAAUAUAAUAAUACAAUUUCAGUUAAAGGAAAGAAAUUCGAUUUUAGCCAACAAAUGAUGACCCCUCCUCUAUCAUUCCGGACUAAUUUGAUUUUCGCUACCGCUGUCAUUUGCGUAUUGAUUUCGCUGGUGCCCAAUGCUAAUGGUCAGAUAGAUUGCUACGAGUGUACAGUACAUCCACCAGAAAAAUAUAUGAACCUAACGACCAGACUGUGUUCGAAGUUUGAUGGUUCCGAUCACUACAAAGUACACUGUCCCAAUUCGACGUAUUGCAUGAAGAAAUCGUUUCAACUUGAACUACAGGCCGGAAAAAUCGUCAAAGGAAAUGUGAGGGGUUGUACGCCGCAGAAAUACGAUUAUCAGGUUUACAAGAACGGGUCGUGGAAAGUCGAGUCGGCCGUCGAGUACGACUCGUUCAAAAAGGGAUGCUAUUCCGGCAACGACGACCAACUGAGGACGGCGGAUACGCAGUUCUGCUACUGCGACGAUAACCUUUGCAACGACGCCAAACAGACGACGAACUUUUCCAGUCACACGGACACUAUCGCCGUGAUCAUAAUUUACAAUAUCAUGAGGUUUCUGAAAACCCACACGCAACCGGCGUAACGAUAGCGUUUCGAACAUACACCACGCGGCGCGGCGUCUGCAUAUUAUAGAAAUCUUGGCCAAUUGUACAAAGACUAAAUACAUUUUAAAUGAAAAAAAUCGAAAAAUGCUGAAAGCAACACACGACGCGAAUGUGAAUAUUAGUAUUUUUUGGUUUUUUACUAUACUUAAUGGACCCACGUCCAAAAUGUACACUGUUAUCUUAUCGAAUAUCGUUAUAAUAUUACAAUAAUUUAUUAACUAACUGUUUUUGGUUCAACUUCAAAUCUAGAAUUAUCUAUAUCUAAUUUACCAAGUACAGUAGAGUUAUCAUCGACACUUAUACGCGCAAAUAACACUAAUUAAAUUGGUAUAUUAUGAUAAUAAUAUAUUUAGAUUAUCUUUGAUCAUCGACUAGAAGAUAUAAUAGAUUAUAACGAAAAUCUACGAUAACAAAAAAAAUUAUAAUAAUAAUUUAAUUAGUUUUAAACAAGACUUGGCUGUGUUUAUUUUUAGUGUUAAGUAUACACGUUAAAUGUGUAAUUUUUUUAAUCCUACAGAUAUAAUACCUCUACUAUACAACAAUGUGAAUUACAAUGUACACUUUAUUCAAUAAAAUAUGAUGUAAUUGAAAA
This is a messenger RNA of Metopolophium dirhodum (rose-grain aphid), 1515 nucleotides long. RefSeq lists its product as uncharacterized. Gene Ontology annotation, biological process: regulation of synaptic transmission, cholinergic; positive regulation of voltage-gated potassium channel activity; sleep. Lineage: Eukaryota; Metazoa; Arthropoda; Insecta; Hemiptera; Aphididae. The record is from RefSeq and is a predicted model, not a curated record. The transcript has 3 exons. Bases 350 to 901 code for a protein of 183 amino acids.